Messenger RNA from Closterium sp. Naga37s-1, 1191 nucleotides. Lineage: Eukaryota; Viridiplantae; Streptophyta; Zygnematophyceae; Desmidiales; Closteriaceae. The record is from the annotation of a GenBank genome assembly.
AUGUGCGUUACGUCACGAAUACAACACAUCCCAUGUGAGCCGCACAUCAUACAUCCACACGCACACCACGUGCUUAUUCAUUCUCGGCACCCUUGUAGCUCGGCAUCAGCUAUAGCACCACUGGUGGAGGCCAUCUGCGCGGCACGACCGGGUGGCGUCACGGCACAGCUGGCCGACGAGUCUUUCCGCUUCGAGCAGCAAGCGACAGGCAUCCUUGGCAGCGGCGUGGUCGAGGCUGCCACAUCAGUGAUCGUGUCGGCGACGGCAGCAGCGCUGACCAAAGCGGGUACUGCCCAGGGGACUGUGUCGCUGCCGCCUCCGCCUACCACGGGUACUGCCAGUGCGGCCAGCUUACCCGUUCAUGGGGCCAUGGUCGGCAUGGAACUGAUCCCGAUCCCUAAGGUUGUUGAGGCUCAGGCGGUCGAGGCUCUAAUCGUUUGGAAGCCAUCGUGGGAUGAGUAUCUGAAAUGGCUCGAGGAUCAGGGUAAGAAAACCUCGAAAAUUCCUCCGCCGCCCAGCAACCAGGCGGUCGACCAAGGAGUAGAGGCAGCGAACGUCACGGGGGCGACUGAAGGGCCGAGCGCCACAACGGAUGAGACGGCUAUUUGGAGAAUGGUGGAAGACAUCCUCGCCAGUAUCGUGAUGCCUGACCCCGAAAUCGAGGUCAUGCGGGAGAAACUACAAGCAGCUGCUCCCACUUUGGGAGUGCAACAGGGUACACCCGCCGCCUCGUCUGCACCUAAGGAGGACCCUAGCCCGACUGGAGCCAAAUCCCCCCUGGCCACAACAGGCGUCCGCGUUGACAAGGAGACGGGGCUGGCCGUGGCGGAGAUGAAGUUUGGGAAGAAGAGCCGCUACAUUUGCCGAUCGAUGGAUAAGUCGGAGGCCGCCUACUACAUCGCGGUCGCCGUUUCAUCGUUCGACGGCUAUUUGAGCGACGUGAUUCUUGCCGAGUUCGGUGGGGUGAAUGAAGAUGUGAUGGAGCAGUACAAGUUGGAUUGGAAUGUGGCGCGAUUGAUUCCGGGCGGCAUGUGGACGGUCAUGUGGAGCCGAGGCGCAAACGUGCUCCGCGACCGGAUAACCGCCGUCGGCCGCGCAGCUCUCAUGUUGGCUCUUCGUCCGGCGGUGUGGUUCGGCGACCUUUCGGAGUCGACCAAGCCCGAGAAGGCCGCGAAGAAUAAGGCGGCAUGA